UGCCCGGGCGUGCUCCAGAUAGGCAAGUCACUCACUUGCAAGCUAGCAAGCGUCAAGACGAGGCCAGCCUACCGGCAUGUUCAAGAUCAUCACCGGCGGCAGCACCAGCGCUCCGCUUGACAGCAUGCAGCUUGAUGAUGCAGCAGGCAGCGCUCAAGUCAGCGUGCCUGGCGAAUUUCUCGCCUCAUCUCACGACUGGAUGCGUGGCCACGGUACAUAUGUGGCAGACGAAUCGGUCGUGUCGACGAUGGCAGGCACGGUGGAUCGGGUCAAUAAGCUUGUCUCCGUCAGAGCACUCAGGGGACGCUACAAGCCAGAAGUCGGCGAUCUCAUCAUUGGCCGCAUUGUCGAGGUACAAGCCAAGCGUUGGAAGGUUGAUGCCUCGUCGCGCCAAUUUGCCUCUCUGCUACUUUCUUCGAUCAAUUUGCCAGGUGGUGUACAGCGGCGCAAGCUCGAAUCUGAUGAACUACAGAUGCGUACAUUUUUUCAAGAGGGCGAUUUGCUCGUUGCAGAGGUGCAAGCGCUAUACGCUAACGGCGAGAUGAGCUUGCAUACGCGCUCUCUCAAGUUUGGUAAACUGAGGAACGGCGUACUCGUGCGCGUGCAAUCUCAAUUGAUCGUACGGCAAAAAUCUCACUUCCAUGCGCUGCCUUGCGGCGUCAACCUCAUCAUCGGCAUGAACGGCUGGAUUUGGAUCUAUCAGCCUUCGCCAGCAGAGUCGAACACCUCGCGCAACAAUGGCAUCGGCGCAGACGGCCUCGAGACGACUGACACAGAUGCAUCGAUGCUCUAUUCGAGCACCAAUGAUCCCUUGGAUAAUGUUAUCAUGAUAGCCAUCGCUCGUACAGCCGCUGUCAUCCAGGCAUUGGCAAACAACAACGUGCCGCUAACAGAUUCGAGCAUAGCUGAAGCUUACGAAGUAUCGCAAGAGCUAGAAAUUGACGAGCUCGGCACCGCCAACGUCGCCAACCUCGGUCGGCCAGAUAUCGCUCAGCUGCUUGCAACAGCAGUCCUCUCGCGCGGCUAAUCUACAAAGCAGCAUGUAACAUCUGACAACAACAUCUACAGAUGGACGGAAUACGUGCCUACUCCUCUACAAGUGCGAUUGCUUGCGUUGCAACGUCCUCCAGCGCGCGCACAUAGGUCGUCACGCCUUGUCGUGCCAGGUGUCGAUCGAGCU
Molecule: messenger RNA, 1180 nt
Organism: Mixia osmundae IAM 14324
Lineage: Eukaryota; Fungi; Basidiomycota; Mixiomycetes; Mixiales; Mixiaceae
Exons: 6
Coding region: 77-1027 (316 amino acids)
Biological process (GO): TRAMP-dependent tRNA surveillance pathway; nuclear polyadenylation-dependent rRNA catabolic process; CUT catabolic process
Cellular component (GO): cytoplasmic exosome (RNase complex); nuclear exosome (RNase complex)
Molecular function (GO): RNA binding
Source: RefSeq, a predicted model, not a curated record